AUGGCCGUCGUUCUAUCAUCAGAGGAGAACACCUACUUCUCCUCCAAUCUGCGACGCUCACAUUCGCAGCCCAAGUUCGUCACGAAACAAUCCAACUUCCACUCGUCAGCAACCUCGGCCAGCCACAUCAGCGACGCUUUUGACGAUUCAAAAGUCUAUCCAGACUCUGCGCCGUCCUCCGCGCCGUCGUCUCCAAGGACCGCCCACGCCGAAUCCACCGACCUCUCUUGCUCAUCGACCCCUGCGAGUAACGUCUCCAUUGCGUCCGACUGCGAUGAUACAUUAGAUCUCGCCGUGCACGCCAACGAUCACUUCGUCUUCCCCCACUACGAGGAUUCCGACUACUUCAACCACCCAGAAGACCUGGAGGCGCCGACAAGUCCCAAGACGGGCGACUCGUACACCGUCUCGCCGGUUGACAACGAGACGGAGGGCGACACCUCCAGGCCCAACACGCCCGAGUUCGUUCUCGAUGUGGAACACGCUGAAGACGACACGGCUGUCCGGGCACAACCCUCACGUCACGUCGACUAUCUCUCGCACAACUGGAAAGAGGAGGACAUCUGGUCAUCAUGGAAGUUUAUCGUGUCCCGGAGAUCCGAGUACAGCAAUGCCGCCCGCUUGGAGAACGCGUCGUGGAGAACCUGGAUGAAGGCAAAAAACAGGCUGAAGACGGUUUCGCCAGAGACGCUGAACUGGCUGAAGGAUUGUGAUGUCACUUGGCUUUACGGACCCUUGCAGACCGGUCCCAAUACGCUUAAUCCCAUCACGACGGAUCCAAACAGCGCCAGGCUCACCAAGAACAACUCAUUCGUGAACAAGAAGCCCAUCCUUAAGAAGCGCAGCAUGUCGGAGGUCAUGCUGCAGAGGUCUCUGUCCGCUUCCUCUCUGUUGAAGCAAGCGGCUGCGGCCGUCCAGGCCCAAGAAAAAGACGGGCGACGGCGUCUCGCCCGGCCGACUUUGGAACGGGCGACCACGGACUACGUCACGUUCCCCUUCUCAUCGAGGAGACUGAGUCGCGAGAGCUCCAACCUGUGCCCCUCGAGCACAUCCUCGGGCAUUAUUUCACCCAGCAGCGAGAAGAAACACAUCCACUUCAACGAGCAGGUGUCGCAAUGCAUCGCAGUCGACAUCAAAGGCGAUGACGAUGAAGACGAAGAUGCCGGCACCGAGCGGUACGACAAUAGCGAUUCUGACGAGGGCGCCAUCAUGAUGAAGAGGUCGCGCACCAAGAAGAAGAUGCCCCUGCUCAGGAAGAAGUCGGCAAAGAUCGCCGCGGCCGCCGAGGGCAAGACGAUCGCUAUGCUGCCAUCCACCACGCUCAAGUAUCGCGAAGAUACGCCCGAGCCGCAAGAGACGGCGAUGAAGCACAGCACUUCAUACCGGAGUCCCGUUAUGUCCCCAUCCUCGUCGCAAGAAACGCUUCGCCCUUCCAAGGGGUCGGGCAAGUUUUUCUUUGACGACGAAGACGACGAAGAGGGAGAAGCAGCAUCGAUGGGGUGGCAAUCACCGACAAAAACCGACGACAAAUCGACAGGCCUGCAACGCUCCUCGUCAACCAACAGUCUGAACGCCGAACCAGCAGGCAUGCGUCGGACCUCGUCAGGUAUGUUCAUGCCAUAUGAAGAGGGGGAAUCAUCUUCCAACGAAGGCAUCAUCGGCCGGGUCAUUGAUACAGUUAAUACAGCCCGGGAUAUUGCUCAUGUCAUUUGGAACGUGGGAUGGAGGAAAUGA
Molecule: messenger RNA, 1734 nt
Organism: Colletotrichum higginsianum IMI 349063
Lineage: Eukaryota; Fungi; Ascomycota; Sordariomycetes; Glomerellales; Glomerellaceae
Product: Protein phosphatase type 1 complex subunit Hex2/Reg1
Exons: 2
Coding region: 1-1734 (577 amino acids)
Biological process (GO): cellular response to glucose starvation; protein catabolic process in the vacuole
Source: RefSeq, a predicted model, not a curated record